Molecule: messenger RNA, 1071 nt
Organism: Racocetra persica
Lineage: Eukaryota; Fungi; Glomeromycota; Glomeromycetes; Diversisporales; Gigasporaceae
Source: the annotation of a GenBank genome assembly
AUGGAAGCCAUGCUGCAAGUAUAUCGUCGUUCGAGCGAAUCCGUCGUCACACAUCAAGUUUCAAGAUCUAUGCGCGUAAAACUUGACGACCAACGUCGUUCAAGUGAAACGAAAAAGAGUGAUAUAAUUGCAGCUAGAAGACAUGCUACGUAUGAAUUGAAUUGGUAUGACUAUAAUAAGUCUAAGUUGAAAGAUGUAGAUUGUAUUGAAGAGUCUGCACAAGAUACGAAUCAGAUAUUCUCUGAAUCACUUGUACAAUCUCCUACAACAUCUCCUAUGUUACAAGAAAUAAUACCUGCUCCAUCAAAUAUUACAAAUUCCAUGGUUACAUUAGAAGCAAAGAAUUUGGAAAGAGAAAGUACGUGUUCACAUGUAUCAGAACAAGAACAUCCAUUUUUUGGUGGUAUUACUAUAACUACCCUUCAAGUUGUUGAAGUUGAAAAUCAGAGUUCUCAGAAAAAAAAUAAUUCAAAUAAUAGCUCUUCUUUACCACGUAAAAUCGAUAAUAAUAUUAGCUCUUUUUUACCACGUAAAAUCGAUAAUAAUAAUAGCUCUUCUUUACCACGUAAAAUCGAUAAUAAUAUUAGCUCUUCUUUACCACAUAAAAUCGAAAAUAAUAUCAGUAAAUCUUUUACAAAUGUUAUUCAAGGUUAUGAGGAUCAACAUGCAAAGUUUCCUGAAUCUUUAGAAUCUCAAGUUGUUUUAAAACAGAAAGAUCGAUUGAGAUCAAGAAAACCAACACAUAUAGUAAAGACUAAGAGGCAAAGUCGAUUGUAUGAUGCAAAUGUGAGCGCGCAAGCAUAUUCAAAAACGGUGGUUUUGUCUUCAAAACGUUCAUCCCUGGGUCACUUUAGUUCAACUUAUACGCAAAAAUAUCCUGGAAUGGUACCAUUGCCUUCAAAAGAAUCGGUAUCUAACAAUCCUCAUUCUAAAAAACUGAUUAGGAAAAAACGUAUGUUGGUAAAUUCCACGACAUGCAAUCCUUCAUAUUCAAAUGAUCCAACCGAUAUGGAAAGCGACAUGCCUAUAUCAAAUAAUCAAGGAAAUCGAUGGUUACCAACUCGUCAUACU